Messenger RNA from Anisakis simplex (herring worm), 1683 nucleotides. The record is from the annotation of a GenBank genome assembly. NCBI's taxonomy places the organism in Eukaryota, Metazoa, Nematoda, Chromadorea, Rhabditida, Anisakidae.
AUGGCGAUGUCAAUUCCAAAAUCCGGAUAUGCUCGUUUUCUAAAAGAGGGAGCUCAGAUCUAUCCAAAGAAAUAUUCUCGGAAAUUUCAGUCGUUCAAGGGUACUGAAGAGGCUGUUCAACGUAAUAUUGAAGCUUGCACAGAGCUGGCUGCACAGAUUCGCUCUGCCUACGGCCCAAGUGGUAUGAACAAGAUGGUAAUCAAUCAUAUCGAAAAACUGUUUGUGACAAAUGAUGCGGCAACAAUUCUGAAAGAAUUGGAAAUUCAGCAUCCGGCCGCAAGAAUGGUCAUAAUGGCAAGUCAGAUGCAAGAGAAACAGAUUGGUGAUGGGACGAAUACGGUGGUGAUAUUCGCUUGUGCACUUUUGGAACAUGCAUCGCAGCUGCUCAAUAUGGGUCUAAGUCCUGCUGAAAUAGCCGCAGGUUAUGAGCAAGCGUUGGACAAAACGCUGGAAAUUCUUCCUUCGUUAGUAGUGAAAAAAGCGACAGACUUACGCGAUCUCAGCGCUGUUCAAAACUACUUAAAAUCGGCUAUAAUGUCGAAACAAUACGAUAAUGUUGAUUUUAUCACCGAAUUGGUUGCGAAAGCGUGCGUUCAAAUCGUCCCAAAGAAUGCGUACAAUUUCAACGUUGACAAUAUUCGCAUUUGUAAGAUUUUGGGUGCUGGCAUUACUUCAUCUCACACGAUGAAUGGUAUGGUUUUCAAGCGUGGUGCAGAAGGAGAAAUCAAGAAAGUCUCAAAUGCGCGUAUUGCCGUCUUCGCGUGCCCAUUUGAUCUGACUCAAACUGAGACAAAGGGCACGGUUCUGAUGGAAACCGCGUCGGAUCUGUUGAGUUUCAGUGCUGGUGAGGAGUCCGAGGUAGAGCAACAAGUGAAAGCGUUAGCGCAGAAUGGAGUAUCGUGCGUGGUUGCUGCCGGUAAAUUUGGAGAUUUGUAUUUGCAUUUCUUGAACAAAUACAACAUUAUGGGUGUUCGUCUCACAUCAAAAUUCGACUUGAGACGAUUGUGUCGAACCACUGGAGCUCAAGCGCAAGCCAGAGUGUGUGCACCGAGUGUGGAUCUGCUAGGUGAAUGUGAUCGUGUGUACGUUGAAGAGAUAGGCGAUACGGAAGUUGUAGUUUUCGAUAAGGCAAGUGAAAGAGGCAAUAUAGCAACAAUUGUGAUUCGUGGAUCAAGUCAGUCGAGGAUGGACGAUGUCGAAAGAGCCAUCGAUGAUGCUGUCAACACGUAUAAAGCACUAACGAGAGAUGACCAGUUAGUAGCCGGAGCGGGCGCUGUUGAAAUUGAAUUAGCUAAGCAAAUUGACGAUAUUGGGUCGAAAUGUGCUGGUUUGGCGCAGUACGCAAUUCGAAAGUUUGCACAAGCACUCGAAGCGUUGCCGAAGCAGUUAGCUGAUAAUGCAGGACUGAAGGCCACCGAAGUAUUGUCGAAGCUGUACGCUACACAUGAGGAAGGAAAGAAGAAUGCUGGUGUAGACUUGCAGAGUGGUGAAGUUAUGGAUGCAUCAACGAACAAUAUCUUCGACUUGUAUGCAAGUAAGAAAUUGGCAAUUAAACUGGCCACGAACGCGGCCAUAACCAUACUCAAAGUAGAUCAGAUCAUAAUGUCGAAGCAAGCCACUGGCGGUCCUAAACCACGUGGACCGAAACCGCAGGAUGAAGAUGACGACGAUGGAAUGGCUUAG